CAACUAUUAGUAGCACAUACAGCAACGAUCCGGCAGUAUUCUAUGGGAUCCCAUCGUAGAUAAUGACAUUUUUGUUUGUUAUAAGCUGAUAAAUAGCUAAACGUUCAUUGUAAAUAAGUUCGGAAACUCGCUACGCUCGCGCGAAACGUACAUAAAUUAAUUUAGCGCUUUUGAUCAAUUUAUUGCUAAUUAUUUGUCGCUUCGGGGCUAACGUGCAAAAAACCGGCAGUGUAUUUGUUUUCGGGCAAAACUACCAAGUUCCCGCUCCUUUCAAAGUGGCCACGGUUGAUUAUCAUAUGAAGUAGCAGUACUUCCAUGUAAUCAACGCCAUGAAAUCCACAUAGAUUUCUUGUUAAUUAACCAUCAUCCUAUCAAUUGAUUGGGUGGAUUGAGCUCCAGCUUUUUAGUGUCUUUGUUCAGUUCAUGUGGUGAUUAUUGGACCAAGUGUGAGUUUUGAGCGCUCAGUGGCGGAUUGUGCUUAGUUUCAACUUUAACAGCUUCGUUCAAGCAACAGUAGCGUACACAGUGCUAAUUAGCAGUAAUUUAUUGAACAAUCAUCAAAAAACCAGCCAGCAAGAAAACUAUAGCUAUAAAUCUUCACAGUGGGAUUGGAGGUGUGACGUCUACGGUCACCUGCCUAAUUACUAUAUCUCCAUUGCUACCAGCCAAUCGGCUAAUUUAUCAAAAAUCCGCACAACCGAGCUGUUAAAGAAGCGAGCAAAAUCCGCCUGCAGUGAAACUUCGACUCAAUGUGCGCGUGUUCGUAGUUCUCCACUAGGUGCAAAAUGAGGGAAAUUUACACGUAUCCAGAGGAUCGGGUGACUGUCCAAGAACGGCUACUGCAAAUGCCGGAACAGUCAACCAACUCGUCCAAGGAGGAAGAGGAAGAAGACAUAAUCUCGAAUGCGAUUGGCGAGUUUGGACGAUGGCAAUUGUUACUUACAUUCAUCUUAUCUCUAGUGAAUAUUCCCUGCACUUGGCAUAUUUUUGUGCCCACUUUUCACGCGCGAGAACGCGAUUAUGUAUGCAUAGACCCGCUGGGAAUCUGCCCCACAUCGGACCCAUGCUGGGUGAACCAACUGUCCAGCAAUGGCAGUUGCCUCGUAGAUAGCAACAGCACUCUUAGGUGCGAAAACUGGGAGUUCAAGGGUAAAGGUUUGACCAUUACCUCAGAGUUCAACUUAAUCUGUGAUAGGAAAACCUUGAUCAACCUGGCCGAGAUGAUGUUUCUGGCCGGGGUGGCAGUGGGCGGCCUCGUCAGCGGGAUCAUCUCCGAUAAAUACGGCAGGAAAAGAACCCUGCUGGCCUCCAUUUUGGUGCAGUGCACUCUAGGCACACUCAUCGCCUUCGCCCCUUGGUACGAGCUCUACGUGGUUCUCAGAUGCAUGCUGGGCUUCUUUUCCGUCUCUGUGGUCUUCAGCGGCUUCGUGCUGGCCAUCGAACUCGUCGGCGGCCACUGGAGGACCAUCACAGGCAUUUCGUAUUUGUUUCCGGUGGCUCUUGGCUACUGCACCAUCUCAGGCAUGGCCUACAUGCUGGACAAUUGGCGGUACCUGCAGUUGGCCGUGUCUUUGCCAGGAACUUUGUUUCUGCUCGCCUGGUUCAUUCUCCCCGAAUCGCCUCGAUGGCUUCUGGCGCUGGGCCGCACGAAAGAGGUGCUCAAGAUCCUGGAAGAUGCGGCCCGGUUCAACAAGAAGGAACUGCCCGCUAAUCUGGACAAAUCGCUGGUUCCGCUGGCCAACUUGGAUCAGCAGGAGAACCAAAACGUCGGCGUCCUGGAUCUGUUCAAAACGGCCGCGAUGAGGCAAAAAACCCUCAUUCUGUGCCUGAUUUGGUUCGGCGUCUACUUGGUGUACUACGGCCUGGUACUCAAUCUCGGCAACCUCGGAGGGGACUUGUACGUGAACUCUGUCUUGAUCGGCAUAGUUGAGGUGCCAGCAGUGGCUCUGAGCAUCCUCAUUCUGAUCAAAGGCGGACGCCGUUGGCCUCUGGCCCUAACUAUGAUUGUUUCGGGCAUUUUCGCCGCUCUGGCCAUUCCAGUCUCCUGGAUAUCAAACGACAUGCAGUGGCUCAUCACCACUUUCAUGAUGACCAGCAAGUUUUGCAUCAGCUCGUCUAAUGCCAUCAUGCCAGUCUACACGGCCGAACUCUACCCGACCAUCAUCCGGAACAUUGGGGUUGGCGCUGCUAACGUGCCAGCAGGAAUCGCUCUGAUGCUGGUUCCAUAUUUGUGGGAAUUGACUGGCUUGCACAAGUCGCUGCCGCUGCUGGUGAUUUCGAUAUUUGGAAUCGUUGGAGGCGCCUCGGUGCUGUUCCUGCCGGAAACUGGCCUCCAACCGUUGCCCGACACUCUCGAUGGAACUCCUGCGGCCAAAGUCAGCGCCUCCCACAAUGGGGAGGUGAAGAAGAUCAACAACAACCAUUGCACGUAGAUAGGAGCACUCGAAUACAGGUCUUCGUUAAAAGAAGAUCUUGCACGACAAUCUCGCGAUACUCAAGCUGGUUUUUCGUUGCAGACGAUCUACUUAACGCUCGCUUGCGUAUUUCGAGCGUCAUUUUUGUAUGUUUUGUACUUAAGGUCGGAUUAACUUGGGGCAGGGCCCGGGGCUACGAUCCCUGCAGCGGCCGCAAUAUAGAUCUUACCGAGGCUCGGGGCUAAAGCCCCCGUAGCGCCCCCCUAGAUCGAGCGCUGUAGCUACGCAUUUAAGGGAGCAAAUUGUUUGUGUUACACGUACGCGAACUAGUUCUUAGAGUAUUUUUGUGUAAAUUGUAAAAAUGUAUUUUAUUUAUUUUUUAUAUAUUUGUUAAAGGUAAGAAAUAAACAGUAGUUGAAAUGUU
Dendroctonus ponderosae (mountain pine beetle) is the source of this 2838-nucleotide messenger RNA. RefSeq names its product organic cation transporter protein. Bases 786 to 2432 code for a protein of 548 amino acids. Lineage: Eukaryota; Metazoa; Arthropoda; Insecta; Coleoptera; Curculionidae. The transcript is spliced from 9 exons. Gene Ontology annotation, cellular component: membrane. Gene Ontology annotation, molecular function: transmembrane transporter activity. The record is from RefSeq and is a predicted model, not a curated record. Gene Ontology annotation, biological process: transmembrane transport.